Molecule: messenger RNA, 2511 nt
Organism: Cladophialophora yegresii CBS 114405
Lineage: Eukaryota; Fungi; Ascomycota; Eurotiomycetes; Chaetothyriales; Herpotrichiellaceae
Exons: 1
Coding region: 1-2511 (836 amino acids)
Molecular function (GO): protein binding
Source: RefSeq, a predicted model, not a curated record
AUGAAGUCGUCAAAUCUCACCCGCGGCGUGUUUCGCUCCAUUCUUGCAAAUCGGCCAUAUGCGGUUCGAGGCUGUCAAAGGACGCUUGGGACGAAGGCGAAACCGCUGUCCAACCACCCACGCACUACCUAUGCCCUCCACCAGAAGCGCCACCUUUUUGGUAUCAAUUUCGGGACCACUCGGAAGGGCUUCGAGGGCGCGAGGAGCACAGCCGCCAACGUUGAAUUGGCUUUGGGCAAGCUGGUCGAUGUCGUCCGAGCGAGAAGAAGCCAGUCUAGAUUACCCCCCGAGAAUGAAGUGGUCGAUGCUUUCAGAUUCCUAUUCGCUUCAAUGAUCGAGUCCCCCCGGCGAUUAACGAGGAACGAGGUCUUUUUAGCCACAGAGGCAUUCAUGCACUUGCAAGAGCGUGGACAUAUCCUAGGCUCCGACUCGAAAACGAGUCUGUCAGAAGAAGACCUUCAUAAUGUCCUGCUCGCUCUGGCCUCCUCCACCGGCCACGACAGAUUCCGCACCGAUGCGCGGAUACUGGCCACACAGGUUUUCGACGCACUCAGGGAUGGCUCAGUUACUGCCCGGGAUAUCGACCAUCCUGUCGAUCAUGGCCGCCACCAGGCUCAGGGCUCUCUCUUGGUGACCUAUAUUUCUGUCCUAUCCAAGACCGGAUCUGCUCAGGAGGCCCUAGAACUCCUGCGCAAGUCACCCAGCAGUUCGGAAAGGGCUAGCCUUCCGAUGUGGACGGCUGUGCUGAGGGGCCUAGCCAAUGAAGGCCGCAACAAGGAGUUCUGGGAAGUGGUGCGGGAAGUGCAAGACACCGUCGGACCACUUGAUGCCGUGUCUCAGGAAACGCUCGCCAGUCACUUCUCCCAACAUGACGAGAUUAGCGCGCUCAAAAGGGUAUUUGCCUUGUCGCUGGAAAACGGCCAAGUGCCAACCACGCCGACCCUCAUCAGAGUGGUGGACUGUGCUAUGCGAAACGGAGAAGAGGAGUGGGCCGGAAAGGCAGUCAAUCUAUUGCAGCAAAGAACCGAUUCCGGGGACAUGGCGGGGACUUUGGCCGUCUGGCAUGCCACGCAUGAACCCAGUGUGAAACACAUGCGACAAAUCAUCCAGCAGCUAUCAGACCGAGGAGUUACAGACGCAGUAUCCAUGAAAACCAUGAACCGACUCAUCGAGUACGCAUACUCACAACACAGCGCCGAGACCGCCUCACAAUACAUGGACCUCGCUCAAGCCCUGGGCCUCCAUCCCGACGGCCGAACGCGAGCCCUACAGCUCGAGUAUGAUUUAAAACAGGGCAACCGAACCGCAGCAGCCCAAUCCUUCGAGCUUCUCUCCCGGGAAGACGUCCCUGUCGACCGAUCCGACGUGCCGGUCCUCAACCACUACAUCUCGUCACUGUCCUUUUCCGCCGACCCAGAAUACAUGCACCUUAUGAAUGUCGUCGACCACGUCCUCUCCACCGGUGCAGACCUCGAAGCCGAAGCCAUCGCUGGCCUGUGCCACGUGUUCCUGCAAAAGGACGAACUCGAAGAAGCCACCGGCCUGCUUCGCCACCGUGUUGACUCCUACCCGAGAGACGACCGCGCCCGGAUCAGCGCCGUCUUCCAGCAAUUCAUAACUGACCUCUCCAUCAAAGACCAGCGCGCCUACAAUGCCUAUGAACUCUUCCGCCACGCCUUUCCUGAAACCCCCGUCACGGAGCGUGUUGCCAUAAUGCAAUCCUUCUUCGCGCGCAAGCGGCCAGACCUCGCAUGUCUGGUCUUCGGACACAUGCGGCAGCGAGAAGAUCUUGCCGCCCGGCCCACCCCGGCCGCUUACGCCAAAUGCUUCGAAGGCAUCGCUUCAUGCAAAGAUAUCGACGGCCUCCAGAUGGUCUACAACAUGCUGAAACUCGACCUAGAAGUAGAACAGACCACGCGGAUCCACAACGGCCUCAUGGCCGCUUACACAGAGUGCCAGCAGCCCUUUGUCGCCAUCAUCGACCACUUCUGGAAGAUCAUGGAGUCGCGGGAGGGUCCCACGCUGAGUUCGUUCAUCCUCGCGCUCCGGGCGUGCGAGAAAUGGAUCCCCCAGGGCGGCCACGAGGCCCGCCAAAUCAUGGCCCUCAUGCAGAGCUUCAACCUGGUCAUCACGAAGGAGGUCUACGACGCGUACGUCGGUGCGCUCGCCGGACAGAGCGAGUUUGAAAAUACAGUGGAGCUCAUCGAGGAGAUGGAGCACGAUAUAGGCGAGGCGCCCGACGCGCUCACCAUCGGCACCUUCUACAACGCCAUCCCCUGGCAGUACCGCAAGGACGAGGUGGAGAGGUGGGCCCGCAAGGCGUAUCCGGAGCUGUGGGCCGAGUUGGAAACCUACGGGGAUGUCAUCGAUGAUGAGUGGGAGAUCCGGUACUUCAAGAUCGACAGGUCCGUCGAUAUGGAUGACGAGUUGCUCUUCGCCGAGGGCGAGUACCGCCCUGUCAUUACCCGGGGGGGGGAACAGAUGUUGGAAACGCCCGCGGGGACGGCGUAG